GUCUCCAUGCAGAACUGAGGUCCACUGGUACAGCUCAUCACUUUGCCUACCUGCUGAAUGCGUCCGACUACCGGAUCCUCCGUAUGGAUGAGGACCACGACCGCAUGUAUGUUGGCAGCAAGGACCACAUCCUGUCCCUAGACCUCCAUGACAUCAACAAGAGUCCACAUAUUAUCCAUUGGCCAGUGUCCGAACGAAGGCGGACAGAAUGCCUCGUGAGCGGGAAGGAUGCCAGCGAAGAGUGUGCAAACUUCAUCCGUCUAAUUGAGCCAUGGAACCGGACUCACCUGUACAUCUGCGGGACAGGAGCCUACAAUCCAGUCUGCACCUUCGUCAACCGCGGGCGUAAACCUCAGACGUCCAUGUAUCUGCAGAUGGCCCUGGCCAGGGGAAGGGCCAGCCGCGCGGCCGAACCCAGCGCGGUGCACGACACACUUGGACUGAAGGAAGAAAUUUUCCACUUGGAGCCUGGAAAAGUGGAAUCUGGGAAGGGGAAGUGCUCCUACGACCCGAAGCUCAACAGCGUGUCAGCUUUGAUUAAUGGAGAGCUGUACGCCGGCGUCUACGUCGACUUCAUGGGAACGGACUCGGCCGUUUUCCGUACUUUGGGGACCAAAACUGCAAUGCGAACAGACCAGUACAACUCCAGAUGGUUGAAUGAUCCCACCUUCGUUCACGUGCACCUCAUCCCGGACAGCGCGGAGAGGAACGACGACAAGCUGUAUUUCUUCUUCAGGGAGAAAUCCUCCGACAUGGGUCAGAGUCCCGUGACCCAGUCCCGCAUUGGACGCAUCUGCCUGAACGAUGAUGGAGGUCACUGCUGUCUGGUCAACAAGUGGAGCACCUUCCUGAAGGCCAGACUCAUCUGCUCAGUGCCCGGGACCGACGGCAUGGAAACACACUUUGACGAGCUCCGAGACGUUUACAUCCAGCCAACUCAGGACACAAAGAACCCCGUCAUCUAUGGCGUCUUCACCGUCUCCGGGUCCGUGUUCAAAGGCUCGGCCGUUUGCGUUUACUCCAUGGCCGACAUCCGCAUGGUCUUCAACGGGCCCUUCGCCCACAAAGAGGGUCCCAAUUACCAGUGGGUGGCGUACACGGGGAAGAUCCCCUACCCUCGCCCCGGCACCUGCCCUGGAGGAACAUUUACGCCCAGCAUGAAGUCCACAAAGGACUACCCAGAUGAAGUGAUCAACUUCAUGAGGAAUCACCCUGCCAUGCACAAUGCAGUCUACCCAGUGCACAAGCGCCCCCUGGUGGUCCGAACCAACGUGGACUAUGAGUUCACCACCAUCUCAGUGGACCAGGUGACGGCUGCAGACGGCAACUAUGAAGUGCUCUUCUUAGGAACUGACAAGGGAACAGUUCAGAAAGUCAUCGUCCUGCCCAGGGACGACCUACAGACCGAGGAGCUGGUUCUGGAGGAGGUUGAAGUUUUUAAGGUUCCCACUCCUAUAACGACGAUGAAGAUCUCAUCCAAAAGGCAACAGCUGUACGUGUCCUCUGCGGUCGGCCUGACCCAGCUGGCCCUCCACCGGUGCGACGUGUACGGCGAGGCGUGCGCCGACUGCUGCCUGGCCAGAGAUCCGUACUGCGCCUGGGAUGGAAAGUCCUGCUCCCGGUACUCAGCCUCACAGAAGAGGCAAUACUGGUCUGACCCGUUUAGACGUAGCCGGAGGCAGGACGUCCGGUACGGGAACCCCAUCCGACAGUGCAGAGGCUUCAACUCCAACGCCAAUAAGAACACACUGGAGAUGGUGCAGUACGGGGUGGAGGGCAGCAGCACCUUCCUGGAGUGCCAGGCCCGAUCUCCACACGCCGUCAUUAAAUGGCACCUGCAGAGAGACAACAGUGACCGCAGGAAAGAGAUGCGCUCUGACGGGCGGAUCCUGAAGACCGAGCAGGGCCUGCUGCUGCGCUCCCUGCAGCCGUCGGACUCCGGCAUGUACCAGUGCACCGCCACAGAGAAGAACUUCAAGCACACGCUGGUCAAGCUGCAGCUGGUCGUGCUGUCGGGCCGCGCCGUCAACAACGCGCUGGUGGACGGCGGCGGGGGGCUGGUGCCAUCGUCCCUUCACUCGGCCGGCGCCCAGUGGACCCCCAGCGCGGGCCAGUACAAGGACCUGCUGACCAUUCUGAGCCAGCCCGAGAUGAGCCUGAUCAACCAGUACUGCCAGGACUACUGGCAGUUCGGAGACCCGCUGCUGGGAGCAAUCAAGGCCAAAGACCUGAAGGAGCUCAAGGAGCAGAAGAAACCCCGCAACCGUCGGCAUCACAGGGAGCGACAUGAGGAGGAGGACGAGGAAGAGGAGCAGGAGGGAGUAGAGACAUGAGGAAGCUGACUGUGUGUUUGAAACACAACCUCCCCUCCACCCGACCCUCCCCCACCCCCAAGAAAACUGGGAAAGACUCGAUGAGAUGAGAGUAGCAGCUUCAAAGAAAAAGAUGAAAAAAAUCUGCAAACUGAAUGAAAACGGCUUCCAAACGAAACCCCACACACACACACACACACACACACACACACACACACACCUCCCUCAAGCCGUAACAUAUAUGAUACACAGUAUUUAUUGUAGGUUGUAAAUAGUACCAUUCUGUGGAUUUCUUUGUACUUACAGUAAAAAAGAAAAAAGAAAAGAAGACAAGCUCUUUGUGUAUAGGUACCACUUUGGGGGCGGGGAGAAUAUUGUUAUUGUCGUUGAUUUCGAUGUUGCUGUUACUGUCGGUAGGAAAAUCCCCAUUCGUCAGCAUCAUGUGAACUUUGACAGCCUGAGGAACGUUGUUGGAGCGCGAGCUGUUGGGACUCAGAGCGGACUGCGACGAGGAGCUGCUGAGAACAAGGUGACGGGAGAAUAUUUCUUUUUGUUUUUUGUUUUUUUUUACUAUUAUUAUUAUUAUAAUUAUUUGUGGACACUCCAGAAGAGCCUGUGCUGCAGCCUCCCUGUGGCUGCAUGCAGAGAGAGAGACUUCAUGUUGGAAGAGGGACCACUGGACCUUGGUCCGAGUUAUCUGUGGGGGUCAGAGGUCGGGGGGGUCACACUGCUUUUCUCAGUGGGAAUCCUUGUGUUUCUUUUCUGUCAUGUCUGUGUAGAUCAGAGGGACUGAUUGUAAAAACGAUGUGGACCGUCGCUGCGUCCCGCGCCAGAUACUAACCGGGAUCCAAGAGAUUUAUUUAAAAACAAAAAUAAAUAAAUAAAUAAAUAAAAUGUUUACUGUCAAAAAGUAUGAGACUUACUUCCACGGUGCGGUGCCUGGCUCAAGUGUUCACACAGGAGUGAAUUAUUUCACAUUACAUCACAACUAAAGGCUUGAAUGUAUUUUAUUGGGAUUCGGUGUGACAGGCCGACAUAAAGCAGUGCAUAAUUAUAGAGUGGAUGGAAAAGACGCAUGAUUUUUAAACUCUUUUAUGAAUAAAAGAGUGUGGAGUCCAUUUGAAUCCAUCUAUUGUGUAAAACACACAAUUAUUUAAUGUUAUAAAAUAAUCUGCCAAUGGAACUAGAACUUUCUCAUCAAAUUACUUCAUUAAAACAGUCUCCUAUAGCUUGUUGAAAAUGUACCAGGUCAUUUGGUUAAGAACAAAUUCUUAUCUUCAAAAAUACAUUAAAAAAAAUCAUACACCAGAAUACCAUAAAAACCAGAGAAGGGACAUAAAAAAACAUAUUCAUACUGACUAAAUGUACUAUAAUACACAUAAGUCAACAGUUUUCAAAAGCAAUUAUAUUGAUCAUUUAUUAUUGUUUUGAAUUAAAUGAGGUUUUGCCUAAUUAUGUACAUAAUACAGACCAAUUAUGAGACCCGGAAUAAAAAUUACAUUUUGUCAAAUCUUAUCAAAAUCAAGCAAAUACACAUAAAAUAUAUUGGUCAGUGUUCCAGUUAACUCUAAGAAGGCGGUUCUACAGCAUUGGUUGAAAAGGACCUCAGUGUUUUGACUGUUUUGCAGUUUUCUAGAAGCUUGUUCCAGAUUUGUGGAGAAUAGAAGCUGAAUGCAGCUUCGUAGGCUAGAACCAGAAGACCUGAGGUUGGUACAAUAACGACUGAUCUUUACUUUGGUCCAUUUAACCAUUUAGUUUAGGUUAAGGUUAAUGUUUUGCUGGAAAGUCACCCUUCACUUUAGCUCCAUCUAUUCUGAAGACAUUUUCUUGUGCUGGAUUUUAUUAAAUUAGACUAAAAACUUUUAGGAAGCAUACUUUUCCUUCCAUAUCACAGUGAUGCACUGCUUUGACACCGACUGCCGUGCAAAAUACCAAUAAAAUACUUAAAGGUUUGUAGCUACAUGGUGACAAAAUGUGCAAAAAUUCAAGCUUUUUGAACACUUUUGCGAGGGACGGUACCCAAGCUGCUGCUCUAUGUUCAGACACACCAGCUGUCUAAAUCGGUAACCAUGACAUCACUUCCUUCAAACGCAGACCUCCUUUGGACGGAUUUUGAGGCGUACAAGCUAUAAGGAUUUGCACACAAGGGCAUUAUUUAGUUUUAUUUUUCAAGGGACAUUGGCAGGGGCCAAA
Poecilia latipinna (sailfin molly) is the source of this 4505-nucleotide messenger RNA. RefSeq names its product semaphorin-3F-like. The transcript has 17 exons. Gene Ontology annotation, biological process: positive regulation of cell migration; axon guidance; semaphorin-plexin signaling pathway. Gene Ontology annotation, molecular function: chemorepellent activity; semaphorin receptor binding. Lineage: Eukaryota; Metazoa; Chordata; Actinopteri; Cyprinodontiformes; Poeciliidae. The record is from RefSeq and is a predicted model, not a curated record. Gene Ontology annotation, cellular component: plasma membrane. Bases 84 to 2333 code for a protein of 749 amino acids.